AUGGUGGGAAUCGGGACGUCAGAUGUGAAUCUGGACAAGUACCGCCACACCUUCUGCAGCCUGCUGGGCAAGGACGAGGACAGCUGGGGACUCUCCUACACAGGACUACUGCAUCACAAGGGCGACAAGACAAACUUCUCCUCGAGGUUUGGCCAAGGCUCCAUCAUCGGGGUGCAUUUGGACACAUGGCAUGGGACACUCACAUUCUUCAAAAACCGCAAGUGCAUCGGAGUUGCAGCCACGAAGCUGCAGAACAAGAAGUUCUACCCCAUGGUGUGCUCGACAGCGGCCAAGAGCAGCAUGAAGGUGAUCCGCUCCUGCGCCAGCUGCACGUCCCUGCAGUAUCUCUGCUGUUACCGACUGCGCCAGCUCCUGCCCGACUACGUGGACACGCUGGAGGUGCUGCCGUUGCCACCAGGACUCAAGCAGGUGCUACACAACAAACUGGGGUGGGUCUUGAGCAUGAAUUAUAGCACCUCGAAGCCUUCCUCCUCCUCUUCCUCAUCGGGAAGCGACUCGGAUAGCUCCUGUGGCUCAGAUGCAGAGGCCUGCCAAAGGAAGAGGUGCAGGAGGACAUAGUGUCUCUGCAGAGGAACUGCUGUGAGGGAGUCGGGUGGGUUCUGUUCCGCCGUCUGCGAGGGCUGGCCAGGCCCGAUGCCCCUCGUUCUUCACGGGGACUCCGUUUCUACUAGUUUGCAACGAUUUCCCUGACGCUGUUGGAAAUCUUGAGCCUAAACAUCCGUCACAUGCACAGAAAAGACCUGUGGACUUGCGGAGGUCCCAGCUGUGUGGGACAGGUAAACUGCAGCCCAACAGCUGAGCUGCAUCUCUUGA
Molecule: messenger RNA, 834 nt
Organism: Leptosomus discolor (cuckoo roller)
Lineage: Eukaryota; Metazoa; Chordata; Aves; Leptosomiformes; Leptosomidae
Source: RefSeq, a predicted model, not a curated record